AUGCGACUUGAUGACAGAUACGUUCCGUACUUGCAGAUGGCAGGUCUAUACCAUCUUGCAAGGCUGAACGACCGAUGGUUCCGGCUAGAUGAGGCCCUUGUCAGUGCAUUCGUGGAGCGAUGGCGUCCCGAGACGCACACGUUUCAUAUGCCGUUCGGAGAGUGCACGAUCACAUUCCAGGACGUGGCAUACCAGCUGGGUUUGCCAGUGAACGGCCGUUACGUGAGCGGGUGCUUGUCAGAGUUCCAUAUAUACAUCGAGGGUGGCCGUCCAGCCUGGGUCUGGUUCCAGGAGUUGCUCGGAGUUAUGCCUCCUCCCAGUCAGGUUCAGAAGUACGCACUGUUUGCGGACAAGUCUGGGAACCGGAUUCACAUCAGAUGGCUUCCGUACGUAGCGAGGCUAAAGGAGCUGGGUACCUACAGCUGGGGUUCUGCCGCACUGGCUUGGUUGUACCGGUGCAUGUGCCGAGUGGCGAACAGACAUGUCGUCAAGUUAGCGGGCCCGCUUCAGCUACUUCAGUCUUGGAUCUUUUGGCGCUUUCCUCGGUUUAGGCCUGCAAGAUAUGAGGAGUUGAGCUGGCCGUUGGCCUCGAGAUGGUCAGGUUACAACCCUUCCGGAAGCGAGAAGGGUCCUAGAGGGUGCAGAUGUGGAGGCUCAGAAUAG
Arachis stenosperma is the source of this 663-nucleotide messenger RNA. RefSeq names its product serine/threonine-protein phosphatase 7 long form homolog. Lineage: Eukaryota; Viridiplantae; Streptophyta; Magnoliopsida; Fabales; Fabaceae. The coding region runs from base 1 to 663 and encodes 220 amino acids. Gene Ontology annotation, biological process: meristem maintenance; meristem development. The transcript has 3 exons. The record is from RefSeq and is a predicted model, not a curated record.